Messenger RNA from Tyto alba (common barn owl), 2128 nucleotides. RefSeq names its product transmembrane p24 trafficking protein 2 (gene TMED2). Bases 16 to 729 code for a protein of 237 amino acids. The record is from RefSeq and is a predicted model, not a curated record. Gene Ontology annotation, cellular component: endoplasmic reticulum-Golgi intermediate compartment; Golgi apparatus; COPII-coated ER to Golgi transport vesicle. Lineage: Eukaryota; Metazoa; Chordata; Aves; Strigiformes; Tytonidae. The transcript is spliced from 4 exons. Gene Ontology annotation, biological process: Golgi organization; intracellular protein transport; endoplasmic reticulum to Golgi vesicle-mediated transport.
CUGCUGUGCCGGCCUAUGAGCGGCGGCCCCGUGCCCCGGAAGGGGCGUGGCGCCGGGCGGAAGUCCCCCCUCCCCUCUGGCUGCUGGCCCGCCGUUCGGUGCCCCCUCCCGCUGGGCUCCGCCAUGUCGCCGGUGCGGGCGGUGCUGGCGCUGCUGGCCGCGCUGGCGGCCCCGGCUGCCGCCUACUUCGUCAGCAUCGACGCGCACGCCGAGGAAUGCUUCCUGGAGCGGGUGCCGUCCGGCACGAAGAUGGGGCUCAUCUUCGAGGUGGCGGAGGGGGGCUUCCUGGACAUCGACGUGGAGAUUACAGGGCCUGAUAAUAAAGGAAUUUAUAAAGGCGAUCGAGAGUCCAGUGGAAAAUACACGUUUGCUGCCCACAUGGAUGGAACUUACAAGUUUUGCUUUAGCAACAGAAUGUCCACCAUGACUCCCAAGAUAGUGAUGUUCACUAUUGAUAUCGGGGAAGCUCCAAAGGGGCAAGACAUGGAGACAGAAGCUCAUCAGAACAAGCUAGAAGAGAUGAUUAAUGAAUUAGCAGUGGCCAUGACAGCUGUAAAGCAUGAACAGGAGUACAUGGAAGUUCGUGAAAGAAUACAUAGAGCAAUUAAUGACAACACAAACAGCAGAGUGGUUCUUUGGUCAUUCUUUGAAGCUCUUGUACUAGUUGCCAUGACACUGGGACAAAUCUACUAUCUGAAGAGGUUUUUUGAAGUCCGAAGGGUUGUUUAAGAGUACUUUUCUGGUCCCGGAUUUCAGUUCACUGUCUACCAAACAUCCUGGUCACAAAAAAAGUCAUUUAGUUUCUGAACCCUCUUUACUGAACUGUAAAAUUUAUUUGCUUAUAUUCCUUCCUAGUUAAAAAUGAAUUGUUUUUAUAUAUCUUCUGUAGCAAAAGCUGUGCUGAAAUCUCGUCACUUAAUUGGCAUAUUUUUUUUAACUUAAAUCUGCCUAGUCUGUAUGCUAAGCAAGGUCCAAGCAAGCUGCAAAUGCUGUAAUUCAACUGUAGUAACAAGCAAUGUUGAUGUCUUUUCUAACUUUUUUUCCCUCCCCCUGUUUUCAUAAGUACUUGCAGUUCUAUCUAGGGAAACGGUACAAGGCCCUAACAUGACUGCUUGCAUUUCUGACAUCUUUAACCCUGCAGUAGGUGUUAUGAAAUUGAAAUAAUCCUUUCUUCACUUACAUAAACUGCCAAGGAGAAGCAAUUGGAACUUUAUUCUGAUGAGGAAUAGAAGACAGCUGACAACUUCCAGUCUAGUAUUCGUACCUAGUUGCUAUUUAAAAGAAAGUCUUCAGUAACUAUCUAAUUACAUCAACUUAUUCCCAAAGUUCUUUUAAAUUAAGUAGUUGAUACGAAAACAUGUUUUCCUUCUCUUCUUACCAAAUGUUCAUUGUAUGGUUUUCGGUCUUUCACAGGUUUUAUAUUGAAGCCAAUUGUGUGCAGUGUCUUGGCAAACAAUAGUUAACCCUUUGGUUUUUGCAGGUCCAAAGCUCAGACUGUUGGCACUAUCGCAGAAUGCAUUAGUGUUCAGGAAAUCUGGAUUCCUGUUGCCAAAGGGUUAAUGAUUCUGGGGGUUUAUUGCCAUGCUAUGCAGCCCUUGUAUUUAAGUUAAGCGGCAGUCUCUGCCAUUAUCUGAUCAUAAUUAGCAUAAUGCUAAAUACCGGUGUGUUUUUGUUUUCAGGCACAUGUAGAUUUGGUUUUGUAUAAAGUUACUUUCCUCGGUAUUUGAUGAUUGGUUUAAAAAUUAAAGAAGCGUCUGAUGUGGGUGCUGAGCCAGGAUUAUGUUGUGACUGAUGUAUAUUAGUUGUAAUCAUUUUGGGGGAGGGGUGGGGUCUUUUCCAGGGGGGAGCCUCUACAAGUAACACACAACAGUUUUGUACAAUUAAUUUAAAAUUUGUUACAGGUUUUCAUGUUCCAGGUAAAGUUUUUUCAACCUUGGGUAAACACUUGCAGCAGUUCUUCAGAAAGGUGGCUGUUACACCUUACUGCAACUGUUGUGUGCCAAUAUUUUUGUGUAAAACACUUAAAAUUGAAUUCUAAGAUGUACAUUUAAAAAUUGCUUGUGAAUCUAAAUAUGACCCAGGUUCGAUAAAUAAACAAAUUCUUUAAAAAAAAAAAAAAAAAACCAAA